Molecule: messenger RNA, 1350 nt
Organism: Botrytis sinoallii
Lineage: Eukaryota; Fungi; Ascomycota; Leotiomycetes; Helotiales; Sclerotiniaceae
Exons: 2
Coding region: 1-1350 (449 amino acids)
Biological process (GO): rRNA processing; ribosomal large subunit assembly
Cellular component (GO): preribosome, large subunit precursor
Molecular function (GO): rRNA binding
Source: RefSeq, a predicted model, not a curated record
AUGGCGAGAAGACGUACUAAAAAGCGCACCCAUGUUGGUGCCAAUAACCCAGCUGGAGCAAAGGGAACUCCUGCUUCUCAAGCUUCACGAUCCCCGAAAAGCAUGGUAAUUCGAGCUGGUGCAGGAGAAGUCGGACCAAGUGUUAGUCAAUUGGUAAGGGAUGUUAGACGGAUGAUGGAACCAGAUACGGCCUCAAGAUUGAAGGAGAGAAGAGCAAACAAAUUGAGAGAUUAUCUCACAAUGGCAGGUCCUUUGGGUGUCAGUCAUCUCAUGCUGUUCUCGAGAUCAGAGGCCGGAAAUACAAACAUGCGACUUGCUCUUACACCAAGAGGUCCAACAUUACAUUUCAACGUAGAGAAAUACUCUCUAUGUAAAGAUGUGAGGAAGGCAUUGAAGCAUCCUAAAGGUGGUGGAAAAGAAUAUACAACACCUCCAUUGCUUGUGAUGAAUAAUUUCAUAUCUCCUGCGUCAGAAUCGAGUUCCGAAAAUAAGAUACCCAAACAUCUCGAAUCGCUCACAACCACCAUUUUCCAGUCUCUUUUUCCACCGAUCUCUCCUAAUGUCACACCCUUAACAUCCAUUCGUAGAGUUAUGCUUCUCAAUCGAGAGCCGACUAAAGGUGAAGAUGAUGGCACAUAUACCAUUAACCUUCGUCAUUACGCAAUCACGACCAAACGUAUUGGUCUCUCGAAGCCAUUGCGAAGAUUGAACGCUGCCGAACAAUAUCUACAUUCAAAAAAUCCAAGAAAGGGAAUACCAAACCUCGGAAAAUUGGAAGAUAUCGCCGAUUACAUGAUUGGAGAAGACGGGGCUGGAUAUAUGACAGAUAAUACAAGUGGAAGUGAGGUUGACACCGACGCAGAGGUUGAAGUGGUUGAGACGCGCACUCGUAAGAUUCUCAACAAGCGCCAAAAGGAAAAGACCCGUGAUGGACAAGUCAAGGGUGCCAGAAGCGGUGCUGAAAAACGGGCUAUCAAAUUGGUGGAAUUAGGACCAAGGAUGAAGCUAAGAAUGACAAAGGUUGAGGAAGGCGUGUGUGACGGAAAAAUUAUGUGGCACGAGUAUAUUCAUAAAUCGAAGGAAGAAGUUAAGGAAAUGGACAAGGUCUGGGAGAAGAGGAGACAAGAAAAGGCAGUCCGUAAGAAGAUUCAGAAGGAGAAUGUUGAGAGAAAAAAGAAGGCCAAGGCUGGUAACAAGAAAGGUGGCGACGAUGAUGAAGAUGAUGACGAAAUGGACGUCGAUGAGUGGGAUAGUGAAGGUCUAGAAGGGGAUGGAGAGAUGGAGCUAAAUGAGGAGAUGGAAGAAAAAGGAGAAUGGGAAGAUGAAGAAGAGGAAAUUGCUGCCGGUUGA